Messenger RNA from Phlebotomus papatasi, 2697 nucleotides. RefSeq names its product endoplasmic reticulum metallopeptidase 1-like. The coding region runs from base 28 to 2619 and encodes 863 amino acids. NCBI's taxonomy places the organism in Eukaryota, Metazoa, Arthropoda, Insecta, Diptera, Psychodidae. Gene Ontology annotation, biological process: proteolysis. The transcript is spliced from 4 exons. The record is from RefSeq and is a predicted model, not a curated record. Gene Ontology annotation, molecular function: metalloexopeptidase activity.
AGACAGUGACCAGUUACAAGUAGAACAAUGAAGGCUCCGGACAAAGUGAAAAAAGUAUGGGCCUUUGAGAAAAAUCCUGGAAAAGGGAGUGUUUCAUCCCUGUGGUCAGUGGUGCUGCUGGUGAUCUGUGUAUCUCUCUACUGUCUUUGCGUCCUCAAUUUUAAAAGCCUACCCCUUGAAGAACCCCCUACUAACGAGCAAAAAUUCAGUGGAGUUCGAGCAAAGGACUACCUGAGAAACCUAACAAGUCUAGGCCCUAGACUGGGAGGAAGUAGGGUAAAUGAAAUUGAAACUGUGAAUCUACUAGUGAACUGGCUCAAUGAGAUCAAGAUCAUAGCCGAAGCCCAUGGACGUAGUCUCGAUAUAGACGUUCAAAUAUCCGACGGUAGUUUGAAUCUUGCAUACAGCUCAAGCACUUUAUUAGCAGUUUACUAUGGAGUUAAAAAUGUUGUGGCCAGACUUCGCCCUAGCCUGCAAACACCUCCUAAUGCCCUUCUUUUAAAUGCCCACUUCGACACGGUAGCCACAAGUGAGGGUGGAGGAGAUGAUGGUUCUAUGUGUUCCGUGAUGUUGGAGGUCCUAGCCCAAUUGGCGAAAUCACCCACCCAGCUUGAGCACUCUGUAAUCUUCCUUUUCAAUGGAUUUGAGGAAAAUGCUCUCCAGGGUGCUCACGCUUUUAUCACGAAGCAUUCUUGGGCACCGUCCGUGAGAGCUGUUCUGAAUCUGGAAGCAGCUGGAAAUGGAGGUCGUGAAGUUGUUUUUCAAGCUGGUCCGAGGCAUCCAUGGCUUAUGAAUCAUUACAGGAAAGCAGUACCUAGGCCCUAUGCUUCCACAAUGGCUGAAGAAAUGUUUCAGGCUGAGUUAAUCCCUUCGGAUACCGAUUACCGCAUCUUCAGGGAUUAUGGGCGUAUUCCCGGAAUGGAUCUUGCUUUCACAUACAAUGGCUACUUAUAUCACACUCAAUACGAUACGGAAGAAAACUUUCCAGGAGAAAGUCUCCAAAAUGCUGGUGAUAACGUACUUCCUUUAGUUGAAUCCCUGGCUUCCAGUGAAGAACUUAGAGAUCCACGGAAUUAUGAAGAUGGUCAUGUGAUUUUCUACGACUUCUUUAACAUAGCUUUGAUAUACUAUAGUGAAAAUGCAGGAGCUAUCAUCAAUGCUGUUCUAGCCACAAUCGGAGUUCUUUUGCUGAUUGUCUCUUGUGUCUUCUUCGUUAAAUAUGGUCAGAUCCCUAUGUUGGUCUUUGCAAGGGAAUUGGGCUUUACAAUGAUCAUUCAGAUGCUAUCCCUAGCUGUAGGGGCUGGUUUAGUAAUGUUGGGCGCUAUAGUAUACCAUGCAGCUGGAAGGUCUCUGUCAUGGUUCACUUCCUCCUACUUACUGUUCUUUCUCUAUUUUUGCCCAUUCUUCUUGGGACUUGCUAUUGGACCGGCAUUUUUUGUUGGAUUCCGCCGUGGAAAUCCUCUGACCAUAUCACAGAAUGCCCAGUUAUUCCUUCAUGUUCAGCAUCUCUUCUACAUUGUACUGCUAUCAACACUGACAGGCAUGAGUAUUCGUUCCAGCUUCCUGAUCAUGAUCCCAGUAUUUUUCUACAAUGUCAGUCUCCUGUUCAAUGUGGCACUAAAACUCCAAGCCAGACCUCAUACAUGGAUGUUUGUACAUUUGCUUUGUCAGAUAAUUCCCUUUAUGUGGUUCUCUACAAACACCAUUGCUCAGUUCACAACAUUCAUCCCAAUGCAGGGAAGAAGUGGAGCUUUAGGGAAUCCUGAACUUCUAAUAGCAGCCUUCAGUAUAUUGUCUGCUGCUCUUUUGGGAAGUUUACUUGUCCCCUUGGUUACCAUCUGUCGCAGUCCACGCAUCACAGCUCUCCUUUUUGCUGUACUAUGGAUUGUUGGAAUUAUUAUCAUGGUCACCCCACAGGGAUUUCCCUUCCGUGAUGCUAAAACACCUCAGAGAUUCAGUAUUUACCAUAUGAAUCGACAAUUUCAUUCGCUGUCUGGAGAUCUUAGGCAUUCAGAUUCAGGAUUUUUUAUAUCUACCGUGGAUUCCCAUGGUAGAUCGGUAAUCCAGGAAAAUUUUGGUGAGGGUCAAAAUAUCAUUGAGAAUUGCGGUAUGGAAUUCCUUUGUGGAUUCCCUUUCGGAGUGUCUUCUAGUUUCUGGUAUCCAUCUGUUGUAAAAUCAACUAUUCCAGACACAGAAGUAUUGCUCAGAUUGACACAGCGGCAGGUAUUCAAUACUGGUUUUGAGAUUUUACACUUUGAGCUUCGAGGACCAGAUAGAAUGAACUUAUUGAUCUCUCCGGAAUCUGGGUCUAUCAUCACAGAUUGGAGUUUUGAGGAAGCAGUACCAAGUCGUCCAAAUAGAUCAUGGAAUAGCAGGAGAGUGUACUCUAUCACUUACACCAAUUUUAAAUUGGGAGUACCCGAACCAAGAGACUCGACAGAAUUUUGGGUAAAAGUGGAGAAUGUGACCAAUGGAAAGGUCUUAGAUAUAUCAGUCAGUGGACACUAUAUUUGGUACCACGAACAGAAGACAAAUGAAUUCAGACAGAAAAUCGCGGAAUUCCCUCCCUGGACUACUGUCCAAUCUUGGAUCAUGUCCUACGAUCACUAUGAAUUUUGAGCUUUAGAUUGCAUUGUAUCAGAUAACUUCUGGUGAUUAGAUAUUCCUGCUAUCAGCAAUAAAUCUUAUUGGGCUUGA